UCGUGUUGGGAGCCGACAGGAGGAGGAGGAGGAGGAUGAAGACGGCAGCUGUCUCUCUGUAAUCCGAACCUUAAUCUGGUUUUCUGCUCCGUCACUCAGACUGGAUUCCAGCGCUUCUGGGUUUGACGUGUCCUCAGAUAGAAAUGGUGUAAACCUGCAGAUUUUCUGAGGGUCUCUGAGAACAUCUUCAGUCAGACCUCCACCUGCUGCAGCUUCAUGGAGGACCACUUUCUGCUGGCUCUUAAACUUUAUCUGGCAGCCCAGAGCAUGACGAAACCUCCACCAUGUUUAAUAGUUGGAUGUAAUGCUUCCCUCGCUGACGAUCUCAACUAAAGAGAUGCUGGAGCUCCAGUAUAAAGACCCCCCCUCUCUCUCUCUCUCUCUCUCAGCUCGGUUUUGCUGCAGCUUCUCUGAACUUCUGUCAACAACCAACACGCCGGUUUGAACUUAAAGCUUCUGGAUUUUUCCCUUCAUCAGUUUCUCCAGACAGAACCUCAGGCGCUCCUUCGCUUCCAGUUUCGUCUCCGCAGAGUUUUCAGCCACUUGCUUCUCCUCUGGACCUCCACCGGACCUCCGUGCUCCUCCUCGGCCAUGGGCUCCGUGCUGCCCGCCGGCUCUUCUCUGGCCCUGAAGCCGGCCUUCAAGCCGCAGCAGCCGCAGCAGCUGCUCUCCCUGGCGGACAUCAUCACGUCGGACAUCCUUCACAGCUUCCUGUACGGCCGCUGGAGGCACGUGCUGGGCGAGCAGCAGCCUCACGUGCACCAGCAUCACCUGCAGCACGAGGAGCGAACCGGACCGAGCGCGAGCCUCAAGACCGCCUUCACGGCCGAGGUGCUCGCGCAGUCCUUCUCUGGAGAAGUGCAGAAGCUGUCCAGUCUGGUUCUACCCAGUGAGGUGAUCAUCGCCCAGAGCUCGGUACCAGGAGAAGGUCUCGGGAUUUUCUCUAAAACUUGGAUCAAGGCAGGAACCGAGAUGGGCCCGUUCACCGGACGCCUGGUUGCUCCUGAGCACGUCGACCUGUACAAGAACAACAACCUGAUGUGGGAGGUGUUCAACGAGGACGGGACGGUCCGGUACUUCAUCGAUGCAAGUCAGGAGGACCAGAGGAGCUGGAUGACGUACAUCAAGUGUGCGCGAAAUGAGCAGGAGCAGAACCUGGAGGUGGUCCAGAUCGGCAGCAGCAUCUUCUACAAGGCGGUGGAGACAAUCCCUCCAGACCAGGAGCUGCUGGUCUGGUAUGGAAACUCCCACAACACCUUCCUGGGAAUUCCUGGAAUCCCAGGAGCUGAUGAGGAGCAGCCAAAGAAGACCAAAGCUGAUGACUUUCACACCUGCGAAGGCUCCUCCUCCUCCUCCUCCUCUUCCUCCUCCUCCUCUUCCAGUCUAGGCCGCAUGCGCUGCGUCAUCUGUCACCGCGGCUUCAACUCCCGCAGCAACUUGCGUUCGCACAUGCGCAUUCACACGCUGGACAAGCCGUUCGUCUGCCGCUUCUGCAACCGCCGCUUCAGCCAGUCGUCCACGCUGAGGAACCACGUGCGGCUGCACACCGGGGAACGCCCCUACAAGUGCCACGUCUGCCAAUCAGCGUACUCGCAGCUGGCCGGGCUGCGCGCGCACCAGAAGAGCGCCAGGCACCGGCCCACCGCGGAGGCCGCCGCCCAUGUGGGCGGCGUGGUGGUCGUGGGAGGAGUGCACUCGCCUCCAGCGUCUCACCCUCCACAGCUGACCGCGGUGCCUCACCCCGCCUCGCUGGUUCAUCAUAUUCCCACCAUGGUUCUGUGAUCCGACACAAGUCCUACCCAAUAGAGACACAGUCUAUGUGGUCUGCUGACCAAUCACAGACAAGAGCAGCAGCCGCAAAUGACGUAAGAUUUCUGCACAAACAAUUGACGAACCUGUGUCCAUCAGCCUGAUUCUGUUAAACGAUAAAAACUAAAUGUUGAAGAUUAUUUCUGGACCAUAAACUAACAGGAUAAAUGCAGUCAUGCUGGAUCUCAUUUGGAUCCACAGAGAUUUUUGACCUGGAAUCUCAGAACCAUGACGCAGAUGAAUCAGGUUGAUCGGAAACGGGUUCUAUGCUGCUUUCAGUGUUUUCCUCUGCAGGAUGAGGAGGUUCUGGAUCAUCUAGCUGCACGAUGAUGAACGUUCUCCUGUUGAUGUUGUGUUUCUCUGCAUGCUUCUGGUUCCUGUUAAAGGUUGUGAUGUGUGCUGUAUAAAGACAAGGCCUGCAGUCCGAACCCGGAGGCCUCUUCUACCAGUCAGUCUAAAUGGAACAUCUGCAGAAGGUUUCUGCUGGAUGAAAAGGGGCUGAGGGUUCAGGUGUAGCUCAUAAUAUUACCAGUAAUAAGGGUUCUGGUUGGUCUCCAGGUUUGGGUGGAACAGACUGCUUCUCCUGUUAAAACCUAUAACGUGUUUUGACAUGAUGUUCCUCCAGAGUUUGGUGCAAAGUUCCUGGAUGCUGAUGAGCUUCUAGACGUCAAAGAACAAACCUUGAGUUUGAAGAUGAAAUGUUCUGAAGUUUACUGUCACUUUAUUUGAUUAUAUGUAUGAAACACAUCUGGAUAUAAAAUAUGUCACAACUACUAUAAACCUAUAAAGUAUUAAUAAAGUAUUUCUCCUGUA
Molecule: messenger RNA, 2622 nt
Organism: Girardinichthys multiradiatus
Lineage: Eukaryota; Metazoa; Chordata; Actinopteri; Cyprinodontiformes; Goodeidae
Gene: prdm12b
Product: PR domain containing 12b
Exons: 7
Coding region: 592-1782 (396 amino acids)
Biological process (GO): neurogenesis
Cellular component (GO): nucleus
Molecular function (GO): histone methyltransferase binding
Source: RefSeq, a predicted model, not a curated record